AUGCCACAAGACUCGGCCGCCGCGCUCGGCGCCCUCCUGCGCGGGGUAUCCAUCGACGACCACGAAGAGGUCCUGAAGGCGGCCAACGCGGCCCUCCGUUCCAAGAAGGACGACCAGACGGCCCUUCACACGCGCGCCGUUGCCCUCCUCAACCUCGACCGCUUCGACGACGCUCUGCGCGCCAUUGACGAGGGAGGCGACAAGCUCGACGCCGCCUGUCGCUUCGAGAAGGCCUACGCGCUCUAUAAGCUAGGCAAGCUUGACGAUGCCGCCGAGGUUCUCAAGUCCAUCGAUGCCGCCGCCGCCGCCGACACAAGCUAUAGGGGUCACAGCCACCUGGCAGCCCAGGUAGCCUACCGCGCCGAGAGGUUCGACGAUGCCUACGCCGUCUACCAGAGGCUUCUGGAGAAGGACCCGGAAGCCGAGGACAACGAUAUCAAGAUCAACAUGCGCGCCGUCGUCGCCCAGGCCGGGUGGCUCGGCGGCAGCGCCCACGACGGAGACGAUGCCCAGGACCAGGUGCAUCAGCUCGACACCUUUGAGCUCUGCUACAAUGAGGCCUGUUCCUGCAUCUCGCGCGGCAUCCUCGACCAGGCCGAGCUGCUCCUGCGACGCGCAGAGACCCUGUGCGAUGCCUCGGACGAUCUCACGGACGAGGACAGGCAGGCCGAGAUGCAGCCCAUCCUCGCCCAGAAGGCCUAUGUUCAGGCUAGGCUCGGCAAGCGCCAGGCGGAGUCGUGGACGCAGCGCGCCAAGUCGGCCAAGCUGUUCAGCCACCAGUACGACGUGGUGCGGCGCAACGGGCUCAUCAUCGACCUGCAGGCCAACAAGGUGCGCGGUGUGGUCGACCGCACGGACAAGGUCAUCUCGGCGGCGCAGCACCCGUCGACGCAGUCGGACGUCAACGCCAUCUCCGGGCUCCACGCCGCGGCUUCGACGCACGGCAAGUCGGGCAGGGAGCUCGUGCGUGCGCUGCAGGAGCUCACCAAGAAGAGGCCCGACAACGUGGGUCUGGCCCUGACGUUGGUGCAGACGUACCUCGACGCCGGGAACCAGGGCGCCGCGCUGUCGACGCUCGAGGCUUUCCUCGGCCGUCUCGAGAGGCCGGUCGGCACGGACGAGGACGAGGCUCCCUCUCCAACGCCCGCCCACGUCACCGACGCCCGCUUCAGUCCCGGCCUGGUGGCUUUGGUGGUCUCGCUCAUGCGGUCCCAGGGCCGCCACGCCGCCGCCAAGUCCGAGCUCUCCAAGGCAGCCAGGUACUGGCAGGACCAGGAUAGGCCGGCCAUGUCGUCGCGCGCGCUCCUGCAGGAGGCGGGCAUCGAGCUCCUCCGCUCCUCCAACCCACGCGACCUGAAGCUGGCCGGCUCCGCAUUCGAGAAGCUCUUCUCCCAGAGCCAGGGCUCGCACAUCGCCUCGGCGGGGCUGGUCGCCUCCCUGGCACCCUUCGACCUGGCCAAGGCGAACGAGCACGUCGGCUCCCUCCCCGAGGUGGACGACCUCAUCGCCGACGUCGACGUCGGCACACUCCUGGACGCCGGCGUCGCCACCAUCAACCCCACCACCACCGCCGCCGGGACCAAGCGCUCCGCCGAACAGGACGGCAGGAACAGGGCCACCCCCUCUGCCAAGAGGCGCAGGCCCAACAAGCUACCCAAGAACUACGAGGAGGGCAAGAAGCUCGACCCGGAGCGCUGGCUGCCCCUGCGCGACCGCUCGUCGUACCGUCCCAAGGGGAAGAAGGGCAGGAAGAAGGCUGCCGAAUCCACACAGGGCGGCCCGGUCAAGGACGAGGAGACGCUCGGUCUGGUAGGCGGCGGCGGUGUCAAGGUUGAGAAGGCUGGCGGUUCUGGCCCUGGCAACAACAACAGCAACAAGAAGAAGAAGAAGGGAAAGAAAUGA
Molecule: messenger RNA, 1902 nt
Organism: Geosmithia morbida
Lineage: Eukaryota; Fungi; Ascomycota; Sordariomycetes; Hypocreales; Bionectriaceae
Product: signal recognition particle subunit SRP72
Exons: 2
Coding region: 1-1902 (633 amino acids)
Biological process (GO): SRP-dependent cotranslational protein targeting to membrane
Cellular component (GO): signal recognition particle, endoplasmic reticulum targeting
Molecular function (GO): 7S RNA binding; ribosome binding; protein binding
Source: RefSeq, a predicted model, not a curated record